Molecule: messenger RNA, 5029 nt
Organism: Limanda limanda (common dab)
Lineage: Eukaryota; Metazoa; Chordata; Actinopteri; Pleuronectiformes; Pleuronectidae
Exons: 2
Coding region: 72-1379 (435 amino acids)
Source: RefSeq, a predicted model, not a curated record
AGUUGGAGGAGCGUCUGACAGUGGUGGUUGGAGAUGCGAAGCAGCUCAAACUGCUUGGUGUGCCAGCAUACAUGAAGGGAACUAACGAGCCAUGCGGAACGAUCAUCGCCCGGCUGACAUGCAAGCUGCUGCAGGGGUGGUGCUGCACCGAUCAGGUUGUCAACAUGGCAUUUGACACCACCGCGUCAAACACUGGCCAUCUCACAGCAGCCUGCAUUGCCAUCCAGCUCUCACUGGGUCGACCACUGCUCUGGUCCGGAUGCCGGCACCACAUAGGGGAAGUGCUCCUCACAUGCCACAUUUUCACCGACCUCAAGGUGGAGACGUCCCGCUCGCCAGAUGUUACAUUGUUUACACGGCUCCGGGACAACUGGGACCUGGUGUCACAUAAGGAGCGCAGCCCAUUGUCCCGCUACAUUCCUGACGAGGCAGAACCACCGUUCUUGGGCAAGUUGCGUGCUGAACUCAUUGCAUGCACUGCAGGAGUGCUCGACUACAAGCGAGGCGACUACCGCGAGUUCGUGCAGCUGUGUCUUGUGUAUCUGGGUGCAGACGGUGCAGCACACACUCCAGUUACCUUCCAACGGCCAGGAGCACUGCACAAGGCGCGGUGGAUGGCCAAGCUGCUCUACACUCUCAAGCUGGCCUUGAUGGAGCAGCACAUUGCGUUGCUUCCUCACGGGACCAUCACAACUAGGCAGCAGGUGCGGAAGAUUAGGACGUUUGCCAACUUCAUUACACACAUCUACGCAACGUGGUGGCUGACCUGUGACACGGCCGUAGAUGCCGCAUGGAAUGACCUCACACUCUACCACAACCUGUAUGCGUACAAGUCUGUUGACGAACGCAUUGCAGCAUCAGCGAUCAAGGCACUGGAGCGGCACCUAUGGUACCUGACAGGCGAGAUGCUGCCCCUGGCACUCUUCAGCACCAAGGUGCCAGUUGGCGAGCGGCGCGCACUUGCAGAUGCCAUCUUGGAGCAGAGGCCGGCUGACCUCCCCAUGCGAGCCCCACAGCUCCGCUUUGGCACUGGCUUCGGCAAGCCAAAGUUCCCAACCCUCUCACCGACCACCAGCUUGGCUGACCUCGCCAACCCAGACUGCUGGUUCGGCAUGCACCAGCUGCACAUCGAUCCAGUGUUUCUCUCACUGGCUGUAGAGGAUUGGGCUGCCAGUGAAGCAUUCCAGAUGGGUGCUGUGAAUGUACGUGCCAUCAAUGUUGUGAAUGACUGUGCCGAGCGUGGCGUCAAACUCACAUCAGACUUUGUGGCAGCAGCCAGGAGCGAGGAGCACCUGCAGAAUGUGCUGCAGGCAGUUGAGCAUGACCGCUCUAAACAGCCAAAUCUGCGCCGCUGCAAGUGCAAGCUAGACCACAACUAGGACUUAAUUUCAAUGUUGUUAUUUUUGUUCUUCAAUAAAUAAAUGUUCUAUUGAAAAUAUAUGUUCUCAAAAACAAUUUCUUGCGGGUUUUUUUAUUGCCUAGGAAAACACCCAAAACGGCAGAUUUUCAUAUUUUUCACAUGCUGUGUUCCACCUCUAAAUCUCAAUGAAUUUUCCCAAAACUUUGCAUAAGUCAUUUUUAUCUGUGUCCGAACAAAAUGCAAUCCCAGACAGUUUGAUAUUUAAUUUUUGCAUUGCAAUUUGAUGCAGCAAGAAUUCGUAUCUAGUUUGUCCUUUUUUUCAUUCCUUUAUACACACUCCUACAUUAGUUCUGAUUGAUUUCAUCUAUUUGAAGAAAAAAAAUAUAUAAUAUAUAUAUAUAUUCAGUGGUGAAAUGUAACUAAGUACAUUUCAUGUCUGUAUCCUAAAUGUUACAAAACCACCAGCAGCCAGCUAGCUUAGCACAAAGACUGAUAAAAGGGAAACAGCUAACCUGGCUUUGUCUGAAGGUGACAAGAUCCACCUGGGAGUUCUUCUUGAGCUGAUAUACACUUGAUAUUGUGUUUGUUUAAUCUGUACAGAAAAAGUGUCAAAACUGGAAGACAGUACUUUGCCAAUAAAUAGGCAGGAAUAUAACGUGUACAGUGGCAAAUUUGUCAAAAUAUCCCAAAAUAUUGAAAUAAUUUACUUAUACUACUUAUACUUCCUUUCAUGCUACUUUGAACUUCUACUCCAAUACAUUACAAAUAUACUUUGCUCCACUUUAUAUAAUUAAGAGCUUCAUAUGCUAGAAUCAAAACAUUCAAGUUUUUUUUUAAAUCAAGUUUUAUCUUUCAGAAGUUCAGACACAGGUUCACAUGGUAUGACGGCGUUUACAGUAUAGAAAUAUGAAAAUAAGGGUUUUAGGACGCAGCUAUAGUCAGAAUUGUAUUUGGAAGAUUAAGGCACUGUUAGAGACUGAACUAUGUGAUGUACUUCAAAUGAGCUGCACCACAACUUAAGUAAAAUGCUAAAGAGAUUAUCAUACACCAUUAGAAAUACUCAUUCAGUAUAUUCUAUAUAUUACACUAUGAAAUUGGCCACUGUACAAUUUUAAGUUGGGAUACUCAAAGUACAUUUGGUUAUUAACACAUAUUUACUUUAUAUUUUUACAAAUGUGUCAUUACCCCGCAGCAUUUUUGCUUCUCACUAUUGAUUCCCCACAGUUUGCUCCAUCCUCACUGGCCCUGCCCAGUCACAUGACCGGCCACAGGGCAUGUCGUAGUAAAGAGCGCACCCAGUGACUCAACUGUUUCUGCUCCUGCAUGUGCUCCAGCAGGACAGACCUGUACACUGCAGGAGUUGGAGGGAGGGGGAGGCUGUGUUUGUCAGACGUGUCGCCUGCAGUGGGAAACACUGACACCCUUUGGCUGAAGAGAGAACUGGACCUCUGUCGUUGGUUAAACUGUAAAUGUACAACCAGAGUUUUUCACAAGUGUAACGAGGACCAAGCCACCUUAUAGAGAGCCAAAGUCCAGCUCCAGGUUCGACUCUGAUCCUGCAGCUUGUGUUAUUUCUAAAAUAUGUAGUUGUGUUCAUGUAUUCACUAUCAUUAUUAUAAGAUAAAAUAUCCUACAGCACUUGUUAUUAGAGGAGGAACCUUCCAUGAAAAUGUUCCAGUAUCGAUACUUGCAUCAUAACUUCUUUAAAUGUCUACUAUGUAGGCAGCUUCACUUUGGGUCUCUAUAAAGUUGAUUACGUAUUUGCAGACGGUUCCUUCACUGGCCACCUGAACACAAGUCUUCUUCUAGCUCUGGUUUGGUCUCCUCUGCUUCAUUAGCUGCCACUUUUUUGCCUAUGGCUGUAAAUGAAGGUGACGAGAGUUGCAGGCUUCAUAACCAAAACAAUGGGCUAAAAGGGGCAAACAUGCCCAACAGAGUGCAGCGUCAGUUGAUCAUUUUCUGUGGCUUCUUCGCUGUCUUGGCACCUUUCACAUUGCACAAAGUAAUGUGAUCCAUUGUCAGUGUAAAAAUAUAUAUAAGUGCAGCUUUAAGGACAAACUCCAGGUAAUGAAAUGUCUAAACUUAUUGUUUCAUUGUUUCCACUCCUGUGUUGCGACAGUCUGGCAGACACACCCAGGUGAACACGACCCGUUGACUCACAUUUGAUGGGGAUUAAAACCAGCAGCUAUCCAAAGGUUUUCUCCUCCCUUUAGUGUGUUUGUUUGAAGUCACUCAGUGAGGAUACAUUCAGACACUUAGUUGUAAAUUUUCUUUAUCGACUCAAACGAGGUGUCACAAGUAUUAUUGAGCAUAUGGCUCUGUCGGACAAAUUACUGUCGAACAACUCCUAUGCAAAAAUCAAAGUAAAUCCCAGUGUAAAGCUUUCACUUGUGCUUAGGUUUUGGCAGUUGAUAGGUUUUGUUAUAUUUUGAUGGUUGUAUUAAUUUCUUGUGUAAUACUGCAUUUAGUAGUUCAAGACAACACUCCCUUAAGUCCUUUUCUUCACAGCAUUUGAAAAUAUUCUCUAAAUGAACCAUUGUAAAAUAUAAAUAUAAGAAUAAUAUAAUAUCAUAUUUAUUAUUUCCAUACAUCUUUGUAAAAUACCCAUUUUUUUAAUGUCCUCUGCCUUAACUAUAGUAGCUAUAGAAAGGGACCUCUGUCAGAUAAACCACCAGACCACAUGUCUUUUUAUCUCAUGUCUCUAUGGUCACAUGAAAGCAUGUCUCCUUACUGAAUGUUUUGAUGCUUCCUCGUUAUACAGUAGGAUGAAGGUGACGUUGUUUUGGAUCAGCUUCUUGUGCUCUGUUUCAUGCACAUAUUCCACAGAAUCACCGUUUCUACAGGAAUGAUAAUUAUCCACAUUUUUAUUUGUGUGGAUGGUGCCUUUUUCACUCAUUUACCUUCUCAAGAAAUUUUGAUUUGUUUUUGUAAGCUUUUGUGUAUAUAUUUUUGUAAUUGCCCAUCUCCUUUGUUCGCUCUUUGGGUUUUUACUAUGUAGCAUAUAGUUAUUUACACAAUGUGGAUGCUAGCAGAUAUAUAUCGGUGUUUUGUUUCACAUCAUCGUGUCCCACCUCGGAAGACUGCAAACAAUCCUGACGGAGGAUUAUCUCUUGUUCUUUCUGAUAGAUAUCAUCCUCACACAUGACUUAAGCGCAGUUAUUUGUAUGUUUUUUAAAUGCUGUACAUAAAAACACAUUUUAAGAAUUUUUCAUUAAGAUAUUGAGACAAGAAUUGUCUUUUAAUGCAAUACAUACUCCUGUAGGAAAUCUAGUGUACCACUCACCCAUUUUCUCUUCCCUCUCACAUUUCCUUCCUUUUAAUAGAAAUGCAUGCGCCUGUCUUUUUCCAAUAGAGAACAAAAGCACUUAUUGUCCCCCUCCUUACAGUUUGAACAGACAGACUGACACUCGAUCUGCAAAACUCAGUGUGUGUGUGCGUGUGCGUGUGCGUGUGCGAGUGCGCGUGUGAGCGUGCGUGCGUGCGUGCGUAUGUAUGUAUACAGGCCUGUGUGUGCGAGCACAAGUUUGAAAUAUAGACAUGGCCCGAAUGUGUUUUCUUUUCAUAGCAUGAUAAGAAAACACAUUGAUAAGGCAGCAAUAGUUUGACGCAGUAAUAUAAAAAACAGAAAACAUUAAUUGAGUUGCUUUUUGCAAACUUUCACUUUACAAA